GACGGCGAUUCUAUUUUGUGAUAGAUGCCCUAUUACUCCAUGAAAGCAUUGUGCGUGCUGCGUGCUUCACUUGCCCGUAACUGUAGUUGAUUUUAAAUCUUGCCACUAUGCUCCUACAUAUAUCGAUAUUACGUCAUUGGAAGCAGCAUUGCAUAUUUCACCUUAGCAAGCUUUCAUUUGGAGCAUUUCCGUAGCAUGCAUAUUUCUUUUAAGAUACUGAAAAGAGCUUCAAUAAGUAAACGUCCUGAAAGCGCUUUCUGUCGUGUUUACUUCUUCAGAGGCUGUAUUCAAGUGAAAUCAAGCAAGCCAGUGAACUACCCCCACAAUUUGUAGCUGCGUGCGACUCCUUGAUCGCGCAACCUGCUCGGACUCAAAAUACCCGCUCUCGAUAAUCUAACCGUCAACGGCGCUGGAAAAAUUCCUGCAAUAUUUUAAUAAAGCAAAGAUUUCUUUAAUUGUAUAAUAACUGCCAAAUUUUAUACAAUCAUACAUUUGAAUGGAUUUAACAUUUGUCGAGGAUUUGUGAUAAACUUUGGUCUGGAUUGAAGCGUUGCCGAUGCUGAACUGUUUAUUGGUGUAAUGGAUAUUUACUUGCAUUGAUGAUAACUUGCGUUAAUUACUCGGUGGUCUGUUGAUAGUAUGUGGCCUAAGUUGGAAUUUUCUGGAAAGAUACACAUGUUCUCUUUAAAAAAUUGCAAAGGAAGAUAAUGGUUAAAUUGCAUAAAAGGCCAUUACUUGUCUCUCCGACAUGAAAAAUUGCAAGAUUUUUAUUUUUGGCGUUCUAUUUAGUCUGUUUCAGGCUGUUAAAGGCUACCGUUAUGUGGUUUCCACGUACACCGGAAAUCGCUUUGGCGCUGGAACAGAUGCUCGUGUUUUUAUCAGCCUGUUUGGAAGUAAAGGAGCUAUUGAGGAGAGGGAAUUAGAAUCGUCUGGCAGGGACAAUUUUGAACGAGGACAAAUCGAUACAUUUGUGCUGGACGCAAAGAAGGAUCUAGGCCGGGUUAAACGUGCAAAGAUUAGUCACGACAAUAGCUGGCUAGGCCCCGGCUGGUUUUUGGAAAAGGUAACAGUGACAAGUGAAGACGGGGAUUAUUAUGAGUUCCCUUGCAAUAAAUGGCUUGACAAACGCAUUGACGAUGGCAAGACAUCCAGGGAUCUUAUUCCUAGACUACAGAAAAAAGACAAGAUUGAGCCAGUAGCUAGACAACCAUUAGAAUGUUCCUGGCCUAUGGGCAUUAGUAGCUACAAAAUAGCGGAUUCUCAGCUGUCAGCCUCGACUUCAUUCAACGAUUUGCAUUUACCAUUUCACGCACGCUUAGGAAUGAUCGUUAGUGGAUCAUUAGGAGGCUGGUGCCCAUAUACUGAUAGUGGGAAAGAGUACAUAGAGAUCGAUUUGCUUGCCCUGAAGAAAGUCACUGGAAUCGCUACUGAAGGUAUGGGCUUAGUCGAUGAGUGGAGCACUGCAUAUCGUGUCUCAUAUUCAAAUGACACAUCUGCAGAAUUCAAAUUCUUGAAAGAUACCUCAAAUGAAGUUACGGAUUUUAUCGGGAAUGAUGACCAAAAUGGCACAGUUCAGCAUUGGUUUUUUCGUCCAUUUAUUGGACGAUUUGUAAGGGUGACACCGACAGAAUGGCACGGAAAAGGCUGUCUCAGAUUAGAACUAUAUGGAUGUGAUGGGCCUAAUCUUGAGAACUCAGAUACCAGUGGAACACUUCAAGUAACGUCCACUCAGCCGAAGGAGAAUCCUGCAAAGCAAGAAACUACAAAAAAGAAGACUGAAGAUGUACCAGGGUCUGCUCGAGCUUUGUCCACUGCUCUGGAGCAGAAGAUGGCAGGAGAAACAGCUACCAUGGAUAUCGUCCCCAUAAUUCAUCUGGACUUUGAUGAGAUACGUGAGACAGUGAUCCCUGAUGUCAGCGGUCAUCAUAAUGACGCCCAUCUUCGAAGGCCUGCAGAAAUCGUCACUUUCAGUAGAUCUUGCCAAAGAGGCUUGAAACUAAAUGGAGGCGAUGUUUAUUUUGAUGGCGAAUUUCUCGUUGACAAGCCUAAAGAAGAAAUAACAGUUGCUGCUUGGAUAAAAUUGUUUAGUAAUGGCGGACAGCAUUCAAUAUUCGACACUGUUGGUGGCAAAACAUCUAAGCAUAGGGAAGGGCAGUACCAUUUCGAAGUCGAUCGUGGACACCUAAGAUGGUUUCACCGAAAUGAAGAUGGAACAACUAUUUUCAAUGUAUCUACCGGCCUUAUGGUUCCUGCUCAUAUUUGGACACAUUGCGCAGCUUCGUAUGACGUCGUAUCAGGAAGGGUAGCCGUAUUCGUCAAUGGAAAACUUGGAGCACAGGGUUACGGGAUAGGCGAUUUAUCUCAAGACUGGAGUGGUAGGGCUGGCAUUGGAAAGCACAAAAAUCAGAGAAUUAUAAAUGGAGAAAUCGAUGAAUUUUAUAUUUUCAAUCGAGCAUUAUCACCAACUAAAAUAGAAUUAUUGAUGAAACGAUGCAGCUUUGAAACAGAUUGUCAGCAGCCACUUGGAAUGCAAUCAAAAGCCAUACAGGACUCUCAGAUAACAGCAAGCUCAACAUACAACCUCCACAAACCCUUUUAUGGAAGAAUCAAUCUUGCCUCCUUCUGGGGAGACCCUGCACGUACCGCCUGGUGUGCUAAUAAGGAAGAUAAAAAUCCAUAUUUGGAAAUUGAUCUAGGCGAGGUCAAAUCACUAACUGGCGUAGCGUCUCAGGGACUGUCUAUAUUUGACAAUUGGGUUACUUCCUACCUGCUCUGUUAUAGCAAUAAUAAAGCUGCAUGGAAUUGUUACAAAGAGAGAGGUUAUGAUAAGGUAUUUGAAGGCAACACGGAUAAAAACACUGUGAAGAGACAUUACCUUCAUCACACAGUAAAUGGAAGAUACGUUCGUAUAAGACCACAGUCUUGGUAUGGGAACCAUCUUUGCAUGCGGGCAGAAAUUUAUGGAUGUACUAUGGAUUUAGAGCCUGAUCCUUUCGAUUCAUUUGGCAACAUACCAAAUUUAAUCGAGGAAUCUGAAUCUCAAACAAGAGGAGAGAUUUCACAAAAAGGUUCCUGCAAUUUCCCUCUUGGAAUUUCGAACGGGGAAGUCGAUGAUAACCAUUUAUCUGCUUCUUCGAGUCUUAGCGAUUCAAAUCAGCCAUAUUACGCUAGACUCGUUCGUGAUUCAAUGGAUGCAGCAGACAUUCGAGGCUGCUGGUGUGCACGUGACAUAUCUUUACGGCAGUUCAUUGAAGCUGAUCUUGGUGAGACGAAAACAAUUGUUGGUGUGGCUUCGCAAGGAUAUGUGGCGCAUGAUAACUGGGUGGCAAGCUAUAGGCUUGGAUACAGAGACGAAAAUGGGCCACAACGAUGGUACCAGGAGGAUCAUGAUGAGAAGCUGUUUAUGGCAAAUAAUGAUCGAGCCAACAUCGUAAAACAUUACUUAAAGGAACCAAUAAAAGCACGUUAUGUGCGAAUAAACCCAAGAGCUUGGCAUGGUAUUCAUAUUUGCAUGAGAUUCGAAGUUUUUGGUUGUCAAGAAGGAACACAUCAGAAACAUCAUCAUGCUGAACACCACGAGCCUAAACCUAAAGAGAAGGAGAAAUCACAUAAAUCCGAGCAUCACAAAUCGAAAAGUGAGCAUGAUCACGCAAAGCAGACAUUGAAACUUUUGAAGGAACGCCAACAUACUCCUAUUGCUUUACGCCUCAAACAACAAGUACAGCAACAUACCGGCAACCAAAAACACAUAUUACCGGUUGUGCCAAACAAGGUACCGGUUAAGUCCAGACCGGCUGCUUUGAAUCCACUUGCGAAGUCCACCAGACAGCACCCGCCCAUGAAAGCUGGUAUUGUUAAUAGGCCUAAGCCUAGGAUUCGAAUUGUUUAUGUACCAACAAACCAAUCCGCCGAAUCCCUUAUUCGCCAAGGACCCCUGAACCCAUUUUACAAGAAACCUAUCGGUAAAACGCCGUUUAUUGGUGCAAUGAAAAGUAGUCCGACCGCAAUAAAGCAACGUCCGGUAGUUAGUAAUCAACCUGCACAACCUCCAAGAGCUAAGGCCAAUGUGCAUCAAACCGCUCCGUUGGCGCAAAGGCCGUUUGCGAAACCAGUUGAUACCGCGAGGAUAUUCAAGCUAUAUCCACAGUUACGUGCAAGCGGAGUAACGGAUGAGAUUUUAAAGGAUUUAUAUUCCAAAGUCCCAAACUUGGAAGACCGUAUCCAAGCACACUUCAAUUCGCACAAGAUCAAACCGGCUUUGUACGCAAAUUCGGUUCAUCACGAUCUUGCAGCAUCAAAUGUAGCAUUUAUGAAAAAUUACCAUGAUGCAUUGCAAAGUCAGCAAUUCGAAGGUUUCUUACAAAAUAAAAAUAAAUUUGAGAGCAAUUCUGGUAGACCUGGAAUGAACGUGCAAGAUGUUGCCGAUCUUUCUUCUUUAACCAAAGGUGUUAAAAAUCCGAAUAACGCUGGAACAAUAGCAGCCAAUCGUAUGGAAACCCUUGCUUUGCAGAAUUUUCAGAAUAACUUCUUUAAGCAAAAUUCGGGUAGCAAAAAUCCGAAUCAACAGGCCUCUGGUUAUCUUUCAAAUUCAGGAGGGCCAUCAUCAAUGAGUUUACAGAGAUUCAGGCCGGAAAAUGUACCGGAAAAUUCCUACAAAACCGGAAAUUUUGAAAAACAGACAAGUCAACCGGGUAUAGUUUUCUUACCCGGAGAGCAAUUAACAGCAUACGGUUAUAAUAAGAGUAUGUCCAGAGGUAUCUUACCGCAACCGAUAAAAUACCCGUGGCAAUCAGACUUACAGACGAACCGUUUAAGUGCCUUUUACUCAAAUAACCGUUAUGUGAAUACAUGGACCGCGUUUACAACAUGCAGCUCGACCUGUGGUAGAGGUAUGAAGAAACGAUACCGGAAAUGUGGAAUUCCGGAUUGUCCAUCCGGUGGUGUAGAGAUAGAGACUGUACCCUGUGUUACCAGGCCUUGUGCAGAUGCUGCACAGUACACAUGGUCGUCCUACUCGCCCUGCAGUGUUUCUUGUGGCGGGGGUAUAAGCACAAGGUCAAGAGUAUGCACCACAGCUAACUGUGGUCCUGAUGGCAAAGAAACUGAAACGAUGCCUUGCUACAAGCCAGCUUGCCCAAUAUGCCUACUUGAUUUUGAAGUUGUUGAAGGGAAGGUCAUUGUCGAUCAAUCCGGGAAAGGAAAUAACGCUUACCUCGAUAAAUCUGCGGUUAUUCGCACCCACGAUCAAAUGUGCGGGCAUUACGCAGAUCUCUCUGGGGAUGGUGAUAUCAUUCUUGUGGAUCAGACGUUCCGCGGGAAACCGCAGACUGGAAUAACAAUCGCUUGCUGGAUGAAUCUGCAAGGAAAUGUCAAUGAAAAGCAUUCUCUGUUUAGUACAGUUAGAAUGAUCACUCCUGUCACUUUUAUCGGUGGCUACCAUUUUGAAAUUGAUGAUGGCAAAGUGCGUUGGUUCCAUCGAGAUGAAAGUGAGAAAACUGUGUUCAGCUUGAUUUCACAGCCUGUGGUCGAGCCAAAAGUUUGGAUGCAUUUUGCAGCUACUUACGAUGCAUACAAAUCUUCAGCAAAGGUCUUUGUUGAUGGUAAGGAAGUCGGCUCCGUUCGUGGGGAUGGGCUUUUAUCACAAGAUUGGGGAUAUAAAGCUGCAAUUGGACACUACGAUUUCGAUGAUCGAAAACUCGAUGGAUGGCUCGACGAGUUCAUGAUUUUCGAUUACGCUUUGAGUGAUCAGCAAGUUUUUGAGCUGAUUGGAAAACUAAGGUGUUCUGCAAACAAAACUACAACUGAAAUAAAUGCUUUUAAAUACCAAGGCAUCAAUCUAAAAAGAAGUUUAAGGGAAGAUAGGAGGAAUUUUGAAAUUAAAGUAAAGAAGUAUGAAAUUGACAGAGAUAAAGUAACAUAUACUUGGUAACAGCGCGUUUUAAUCCUAGUUUAUUUUGUAAAUAGUAGAGUUUUUGUCAACAUAACAUCAGUAAUCUGAAAUUUAAUCUACUUUUUAGCUGUAAAAAUCCUGUCCCGUUUUCAAUGUGUUUGCACAGACUUGUAAUUUCUCCAGUUACUGUUGUCUCAUAAAUUUAAAUGAUUUUAUUAAAAUUGGAAAUGGUAAAAGAAUUAGAUAAAUAAAAUAGGCUUGUAGUGAAAGGUAUUUAUGAUGAAAAGGAAACUUUGCAAUUUUUCCAAAACAUUUUUGGGUCUUAUCACGAGUCUAAAAGAAAUUAAAUGCAAUCUUUGGUACCAUUCAACAUUUCGCAAUACGGUGUAAAUUAAGUGCUUAAAUUGUAAAAAUAUUGGACGAUGAUAAAGCUCGUUGAAAAAUAAGCUUCAACUGUGCGAUUUAUGAAAUGCGGUAAAAUUUCCUAGAAUCAAAAUUCGAGUUCACACUCAUAAUUUGUCAAGAUUUAAGAUUCGAGUUUAUGCUCGUUUAAAAUUAGGCUUCAACCGGGCGUUUUAAAUAAUGAAUUCGUCACCCUCAUAAUUAAACCAAGAGCAAAACUUUUCCAGGAAACGCCCUGAAUAGGCAAUGCUGAGAUCUUUAUUGAUUAAAUGUUAUGUGACUUUGACAGGCGACUAAACUGUAAAAACUUGACUCUGUCUAACGCAGAGUUAUACUUUCAACAUACUAUUAUUCACAAAUUUUUCUAAGUCGUUAAUAUAUAGCGCAUUGAAUGGUUUUAGAGAAGAACUUGCCAUCCAUUUCACAAUGGGUUAAUUUUGUGUGCAGUCCAUCCCUCCCAUCAAAGGAUGCCCUAGCUAAGUUUACUCUUGGAAAACAGAAAAUGUAAGAGGGACGUUGCAAGACUUUUAGUAGUCUUUCUGGUCUGCAUUUGCUUUCAUUUCACUUCCUUGACUUUUCUUUCCCGUCUUCCCAAAAACUAUUUUCCCAAAGCUGUUUAACCUAUUUAAUUAUUUGAGUACUAUUUUGAAUGACUUGCCAUGAUAUUUUGCGUGUAAAACAAUGCAUAUGUGUAUCAAAUGGUUAUCAAAUCAGAGAAAAUCAUGUUAUUAUUUAUACAUUUGUUUCACGGCAAAAUCAGAACGGAAACGUAAAGUAAAUAUAAAAUACACGUGACUCAGUAUAAACGUUACAUAAUUUAGAACAGUAAAGUUUACGAGCGACCCAGCCCCACAUAGAGAGGAAUAACUUUGGGCCCGUAAGCGAUAAGGGACCCCCUUAUAAUUAAACUGCCUCCAUUAAAUUUGAAUUUUAAUAGCAGAUAACUACAUAGCUGUAUUUAAAUUUAACAAUGUUUUACGAAUAUAAAUGAAAAGUAAAUAAAGAAAGCUUCUUGUUUUUAAAUCCGUUUUAAACACAUUUUAGUUUUAUUGCUUUUGGUAAGGGGCUCUAGUAUUGGAUCCGCCUCUUGGCCUGGUGUUGCUCUCGACACCCCUGCAUAGCCGUUCCAUUUCUAUUAUUUUCAAUGAUGUUCCCGAGCAACUUUCAAUAACAUUUCCGUCCGAAUGCUUCUAUCUUCUUCUCUAUCGUCUCUGUUAAUGUUUGAAAAAUUAAGAAUA
This is a messenger RNA of Rhopilema esculentum, 7530 nucleotides long. The record is from RefSeq and is a predicted model, not a curated record. Lineage: Eukaryota; Metazoa; Cnidaria; Scyphozoa; Rhizostomeae; Rhizostomatidae.